Molecule: messenger RNA, 1151 nt
Organism: Camellia sinensis
Lineage: Eukaryota; Viridiplantae; Streptophyta; Magnoliopsida; Ericales; Theaceae
Source: RefSeq, a predicted model, not a curated record
AUGGCAUUGUCCAUUCCCACAACCCGCAUGGCCACCACUACCGUUGUCAUCUCAUCCAUCCUUCUCCUCCUACUCUUUCUUCCCACCUCUUACUGCUCAGAAAACUGCAACUCAGCCAUCCCAGGCUCUGAUAUAGAUCUCUUAGAGUUCCCUUUAAAUUUAGAGUAUUUGGAAGCAGAGUUCUUCUUAUGGGGAUCUUUAGGUUAUGGGUUGGAUAGCAUAGCUCCCAAUCUCACCAUGGGCGGUCCACCACCGGUUGGCACCACCAAGGCCAGACUUGACCCUUUCACGAAGGACGUUAUCCUCCAAUUCGCCUUCCAGGAAGUCGGUCACUUGAGGGCCAUCAAGAACACAGUAAGAGGAUUUCCAAGGCCACUGCUGAAUCUGAGUGCAGAAGCAUUUGGGAAUGUGAUGAAUAGUGCAUUUGGAAGGGCAUUGAAGCCAGCUUUCGAUCCAUAUGCUAAUGAACUAAACUUUCUUCUUGCAUCCUAUGUUAUUCCCUAUGUUGGACUCACUGGAUAUGUUGGUGCAAAUCCAAAACUCCAAAGCCCCAUUUCCAAAAGGCUAGUGGCUGGGCUUUUGGCCGUAGAGUCGGGCCAAGAUGCAGUUAUCCGAGGACUUCUUUACGAGAGGGCAAGGGAGAAGGUGAAGCCAUAUGGAAUCACAGUGGCAGCAUUCACCGACCGCAUCUCAGAGCUACGAAAUAAGUUGGGAAGUGCAGGCGUAAAAGACGAAGGCCUUAUCAUUCCAACUUUCCAAGGAGCCGAGGGAAAGCUUAGGGGUAAUGUUCUUGCUGGGGAUCAAAAUUCUGUUGGAUAUGAUAGAACCCCAGAGGAGAUAUUACGGAUUAUAUAUAGCAGCGGAGAUGAGCAUGUCCCUGGUGGCUUUUACCCAAAGGGAGCUGAUGGUAGAAUUGCAAAAUCACAUCUACCAUCUGCAUAAUGAUGAGGCUUCAAAUAAGUAGGAUCUAGUAGAGGCAUUGCACUGAAUCCUCUGUUUUCAAAAUUCUUAAAACUAGCAAAUGUUGGUGUCAAUAAGCUUCACUCUCUUAAGUAUUAUGUAGCACAGUCGAAUGUAAUGAGUAUGGUUCUUCCAUUAUGGUAAAAAUGAUAGGUCAUUGUGUAAAAUUUCACUCUCUUUUAAAAAAUUUC